AAAUGGUACACUAGCCCGCUAUCUUACCGCUUCGUCAACUACCCAUCAAGGUCUUCCGCAUCCAGCCCUGAUAGCUCUCUUGCUCAAGCUUUCAAUGACUGGAGUUCCGUAGCAAAAAUAGACUUCUACCAGACCAGCAACCAGAAAGCAAAUAUCCAAAUCGGUUUCUACAGGGGCGAUCAUGGGGAUGGAGAUAGUUUUGACGGCAGAGGAAAUGUUCUCGCCCACGCAUUUUUCCCGCAGGAUGGCAACCUACACUUUGAUGAUGACGAGUCGUGGUCAGCUGAUUCUUCAGGCACAAACCUACGCCAGGUGGCAGCGCACGAAAUAGGUCACAUAAUUGGGUUGGGUCAUACGAGGGAUUCAAAAGCUGUCAUGUAUGCCUACUAUACUUACAGGAAUAAUUUCCAACUGCAGCCGGAUGACGUGGCAGGAGUUAGGCAGAUAUACGGUCCGUAUUUUGUAAUGUUGUUGUUGUUGUUGUUGACAUUGUUGUUGUGGUUGUUGUGGUUGUUGUUGGAGGUGCUGUUGUUGUUGUUGUGGUUGUUGUUGGAGGUUUUGUUGUUGUUACUAAUUUAA
Helobdella robusta is the source of this 579-nucleotide messenger RNA. RefSeq lists its product as hypothetical. NCBI's taxonomy places the organism in Eukaryota, Metazoa, Annelida, Clitellata, Rhynchobdellida, Glossiphoniidae. The record is from RefSeq and is a predicted model, not a curated record. The transcript has 3 exons. The annotation marks the transcript as partial. Gene Ontology annotation, molecular function: zinc ion binding; metalloendopeptidase activity. Gene Ontology annotation, cellular component: extracellular matrix. Gene Ontology annotation, biological process: extracellular matrix organization; proteolysis; collagen catabolic process.